Egretta garzetta (little egret) is the source of this 954-nucleotide messenger RNA. RefSeq names its product olfactory receptor 8I2-like. The record is from RefSeq and is a predicted model, not a curated record. Lineage: Eukaryota; Metazoa; Chordata; Aves; Pelecaniformes; Ardeidae. Gene Ontology annotation, cellular component: membrane. The coding region runs from base 1 to 954 and encodes 317 amino acids. The transcript has a single exon. Gene Ontology annotation, molecular function: olfactory receptor activity; odorant binding; G protein-coupled receptor activity. Gene Ontology annotation, biological process: sensory perception of smell; G protein-coupled receptor signaling pathway.
AUGAUGGAAGUGGAAAACCUCACUGCUCUGCCCGGCUUCAUCCUCUUGGGCUUCUCUGAUGCCCCAGAGCUCCAAGCCACCAUCUUCCCAAUUUUCUUAUCCCUGUACAUUAUGAUGGUGCUGGGGAACCUGGUGAUGAUCCUGCUGAUCAAUGCCGACCCCGAGCUCCACACCCCCAUGUAUUUCUUCCUGACCCACUUAUCGUUCAUAGAUUUCUGCCUUUCCUCCACGAUCGUCCCGAAGGCGCUGGAGAACCUCCUGCGGGGGAGAGGCCACAUCUCUUUUUUGGGUUGCUUUGCCCAGUUGUAUUUUUCCCUUGCUCUGAUUGUCUGCGAGUGCUUCCUCCUGGGGGUGAUGGCGUACGACCGAUACGUGGCUGUGUGCAAGCCGCUGCUUUAUGCCACCAUCAUGUCCAGGGCGCGUUGCUACGGCAUGAUGGGGCUGGUGUACACCACGGGCUUCCUCACCUCCCUGGGCCACACCGUCCUGGUGGGGAGGUUGUCCUUCUGCCAGGCCAGGAGCAUCAACCACUUCUUCUGCGAGCUGCCCGCCCUCCUGCAACUCUCUUGCUCCAACACCCGCGCGAACAAGCUCCUGCAGGUUUCCAAUGCUGAGCUGAACACUGCGGGCUCUGUCCUGAUGAUCCUGGUGUCCUACACCUACAUCCUCCAUACCAUCCUGCGCAUGCCCUCGGCCAGAAGGAGGCUCAAAGCUUUCUCUACCUGCGCUUCCCACCUGGCUGUCAUCACCAUCUUCUACGUGCCGGGGAUGCUCGCCUACACCCAGCCUCGCAAGGCCUGCUCCCGGGAUCAGGUAAAACUGGUUUCGGCAUGUUACACCGUCCUGACCCCCACCCUCAACCCUUUCAUCUACAGCCUGAGGAACAAGGAGGUGAAGGGGGCCCUGAGGAGGCUGUGGGUGCGAAAGCUGGUGCCUCGUCUAGCCAGGCUUUGA